AAUUUUCCUCUUGCUUUGAAGCCUAACAAAGCUGGCAGCAAAGAAAGAGUUGAUUCCUUACAUACCCCACGUCUUUUGCCUUUGAGACAUUCCUUAUUAUUCGUGUACAAAUAAAAUGCACCUAUUGAUUCUCCAUCUUCUAACGCAUUCCAUACUUUCCCUCCGGGCUUUCAUCCCAUUUCCUUCUUCCCCACCAUCUCCCUCCGCCUCAUGUCGUCGGAGAUCGAGAAGCCUCGAAUCACCGAGCUCCAAGUCCGAAUGGACUGCAACGGUUGCGUUCAGAAGAUCAGAAAGGCGCUCCAUGGGAUUCAUGGUAUUUAUGAAGUCUAUCCAGAUAUUGCUCGACAGAAGUUGACAGUCAUAGGAUGGGCGGAUCCGGAGAAGAUCGUUAAGGCAAUUCGGAAGACUAGGAAGACUGUAACGAUUUGUUCGCAUUCGGAACCACCCGAAGAGGCUACUCAGCCACCGGAACAACCACCGGAGACAACGAAUCCGACUCCAUCAGAAACUCAACCGCCAGCUGACGCUUAUGCUGCUUCUCCACAACCUGAAGCUGAAACUGCAGAGCCACCGAAAGACCAACCACCUCCAGAGACUCCACAGCCUGAACUGGCACCCGCACCCGCGGAUGUGAGUGUCGACCAGCAACCACCGCAACCUUCGGGACCAAAAGACGUAGGAGUUCACGUAAUAUGUCACCAGCCACCCGAUUGCGGAUACAGAUACGGAUACGCUCACAGUUACGGAGGAGGACCCUAUGGUACACAAUACCCUACUUGUCAUAGCCAAUGCAGUUUCUAUCCUAAUGGCCAACCUUUCCACCAUCAACCACUGCCGCAAUCGCCCGUCGUAACUCACAGCUACAACACGUACAAGCCGUCACCAUACGUAACGGAAUACGAAUACGUCCGUUCGCCGCCGCGACACUCGCAUUACAGUAGGAUCGAUCAUUACAGAGACGGGUAUUAUAGUAAUUACAGCUAUGCCAGCAGCAGCAACGGCAACGGAAAUAUUUCGUCGAUGUUUAGCGACGAAAAUCCGAAUGCAUGUAGCAUAAUGUAGAAAGUUAAUAAAGAAUAUUGAUACGACAUGCGCAGAAAAAGAGAGAAAAAUAGAAAGAAAAUUGGAGAUGAUGAAGGAGAGGUAUAGAUUCCAUGCUUGUAAGUGCUGGAAGAAUCGAUUCUGCAAUCCACUUGUGAGAGGUAUUAUUUGUUAUCAAAGGAUCAUUUACGUGUGAAAAAUGAAUGUGCUCAAGA
Messenger RNA from Hibiscus syriacus, 1256 nucleotides. Its product is annotated as leucine-rich repeat extensin-like protein 3. The record is from RefSeq and is a predicted model, not a curated record. Gene Ontology annotation, molecular function: metal ion binding. The transcript has 4 exons. Bases 211 to 1062 code for a protein of 283 amino acids. NCBI's taxonomy places the organism in Eukaryota, Viridiplantae, Streptophyta, Magnoliopsida, Malvales, Malvaceae.